This is a messenger RNA of Brassica rapa (field mustard), 7167 nucleotides long. RefSeq lists its product as uncharacterized. The record is from RefSeq and is a predicted model, not a curated record. NCBI's taxonomy places the organism in Eukaryota, Viridiplantae, Streptophyta, Magnoliopsida, Brassicales, Brassicaceae.
AGGAUCAGAGGGGAUAUUGAUAUGAGUGAUAUAUCGAGAUUAGCCAAUAAGAAACGACUUUAGAUUUUGAGUAUCUCUAAUCCAUCUUUUUUAAUCCAUAUUUUUUAUCAUUGCCUAUUAAAUUUUUUGAAUUAUAGAAUGACUCAAAUGUGAAAUAUUUUUAUUUAUACAUACUAAAGAAAAAUUAUAUUUUAAUAAUUUAACAUCAAAUAUAACAUUAGAAGCAUUUUACAGAAAAAUAUAAUUUUUGUGAGAAUAAUUAUUUCAUUUUUUAUGUGCAAUCAAAUACCAAACAAACAAAACUAUGUUACGUCUACAUCUAUUUCAUUGAUAAGGUUUAACUAUGCUUAAUUUACCUGUUUUGAAUAAAGUUUAAUUUAAAAUUUAAUAACUCUUUUAUCAGUUAUGUUAAAUAUGCUUUUUGUUGAUGAUUUAUAAUAAAACCUUUAAAUUAUGUAUUUCAGUGGUAAACAUCAAAACAUAUUUCACAACUGAUAAAAAUCAAUUUUGUAUUAUGUAUUACAGUGAUAAACUUUCAAAUAUGUACUUUCAUUUAUCAAGUUUAUUUUUAAUUUAUCUGUUUUAAAUAAUGUUAAAUUAAAAUUUGACAACUUCUAUUUUUAGCAGUUUUAUUAAAUAGUUUUUGGUGACGAUUUAAAUUAUGAACUUUUAGUGUCAUGAUUAUUUUCAUUCCUCAUUUCUUCUAUGAAAAAGAAUAAAAAAUCUAUCACUAUAUGCUUUGAAUGUCAUUGAUAAUGUGUGUUGAAUUCAUUUGUAUUAUUUCUAUUAUUAUUUGCUCAAAAACUGCUCAAAAACUGCUAAGAAUCUUGUUAUUAUAUAAAUUGCAAGAAAUUAUUUUUGUUAGCCUUUUUUAAUAUAUUUUGAGUGAAGAUUUAUAAUAAAUAUUUAUAUUAUAAAUAUUCUUCUUUGUUUGAAGUUACGGUUUUUGAAUUGUUAUUGGCAAUUGAUAAUAGAAGAAAAUAACAUUUUAGUAAUUUAACAUCAAAUAUAUCAUUGUUGACACUUGAAAGAAAAUUAUAUUUAGUGAAUCAGUACAAUAUUUUCUCUUUGUACUGUGCAUUCAAACACCAAAGAAACAAACAAUAAUUACAUUUAGUGAAUCAGUACAAUGUUUUCUCUUUGUAGUGUGCAAUCAAACACCAAACAAACAAAAAAUGUGUUUAUGUUUACAUCUAUUUUUGAAUAAUGCUUAAUUCAAUUUUUCCAACUUCUUUUUAUUAGGUUUGUUAAAUAUGUCUUGAUUAACGAUUUAUAAUAAAACAUCUACAUUAUAUAAUGGUUAUAAUAAAAUUUUGUUUCAUUUGUUAUUCAUUUUUGAAGAAAAAUAAAGUCAACUAUGCUCUUAGAUCAUAUCAAAACACUAUUUAUGGCCAGCAUAUUUUAUCAAGUGACAUUUUGAUUUGUUUCAUCAAUUCCAUGUUGAUUCUCCAUCACAUUAGAUAUAUAUAUAGUUUUAAUUGAAACAAGAUGUUAAACUCCAUUUGAUAAUUAGAUUGAAUUUUAUGCUGAAACUUGAAUAUUUGUUCGACAUAUAUUAUCAAUUAAGCAAAAACAUAUAUUUUAUUAUAAUUGCGACAGCAUGAAAUUAUGUUUAUUUUGAUCACUGAUUGUAAAUUUCUCUUUAUGAUUUUAAGAAAGAGAAAAAUGAGUUUAGCUAGUGUUUUAUACAUCAUUACAGAAAACAUGUUGGUUGUUUACUAAACAUAGUAACAAGAUUUUUAGCAGUUUUUGAGCAAAUAAUAAUAGGAAAAGACUGUGGACCUUUUGCAACUCAAGACCCACGGCACCGCCUGGCGAUGUUAACGUGCCGAUUUCCAAGAAAGAUGUUUGGGCUCGUGAGUUGGCUUAAAAGAGAGCAAACUUGAGUUAAUUUUGAAGAACUCUAAUCAAAAGUUAAAAGAAAACUCUAAUCAAAGUUAGUGAAGUUGGACUCGAGUUGGCAAAGGAAAGUGCUUGGAGGAGAAAGGUGUUCUCUAUGAGAAAAUUAAAGAGGUCUUGAGGAAACAAAAGGAUAUGAAGAGUGACAUAGACUCGGUGGAUAAUUGUGGAUGACUUCAGAGGAUGGAAGUGGUGGUAGUGAUGAUGAUGGUGGCUGUGACGGAAGGAGGUGGAGACGACAUUGCAUAAGUUCUUUGUCGUAUUGGCUUGGUUUUAAGGAAUGCUUGUGAUAUCAAUCAAAUUAUCUUAUGAGCAAUUUUACUCUCUUAAAUUAGAGGUUCAGUUAUAGUACAUAUGGAUCGAAUCUAUAGGAAACAUGGACAUAUAAUAAACUUAAUGCAAUCACGAUUAAACUAGGCAAAAGAUUAUUAAAACAGUAAAUAAGUAAAGUAGUUGGAUGUUUGAUUGGUUUAUAAAUAUGAGAACAAAUAGCUAAAUCUAGGUUUCAGGAAAUCAUGAUUAUAAUGAUAUAGAAGCUAAGGGUGUGCAAAAUUACAAUCCUAGAACUCGAAUUCUAAUGUAAUGAUAUCUAGUUGUCGCUGCGAGUCUAAUAAAUUGUCUAAGUCUAGUGCUCUAGCUUUCACUUGUGAACACGGAUCGAAUGUCGAUCGACGCUACCUUUCUAGUGUCGAUUGAUACUACCUUAGGCCGGUUUUAUGAUCCUAUUCGAUAAGUUCACUAAUCUUCCUAGAUCAGCUGUCGCAUGUUUCUAGCAACCUAGCUCAAGAGAAUUAAUUCAGGUGAAGAACCUACCAUCGUAGUUGUGUACAAUCCUCAGAUCAUGGUUCUAGUUAGCUACUUUAGAACACAAGCAGUAAGAACAUUUUUAAUGAAGGAUGUCUUAUAAUUCACCCUAGGAAUUCUAUAGUUUUAGCUAAUCCAUCAAAACCCUAAUUAACCCUAAAUCUAACAAAAGAAACUACCCAGACAUGAUCAAGCAAAGCAUGAUAAUAAACUGAAUAGAAUGCAUAUAAUAUAGUUAAGAAAUAAAUGGAGUUCCAAUAUAAAUCUUUGAAAGAGUCUUGGAUCUUCUCUCCAAAUCUACUGAAAAUCUUAUUGUUUGCUAUGAAUAAUAGAAAGUAAAAUCGUUGUAUUUUGCCCAAACAAUGGCAAACACUAUAAAUAUUAGGUAAAAGUCCGCCAGAUGCAGUCUUGUAAUUAUGUGGAUCAUCUGGGUUCAAGUCGGCCUCGAACAAGUCAACCCGUCUUCUCACGUCACUGUCGAGCAACGACAAUCUAUCUGAAUGUCGAUUAUGGUUGGUUUAUGAACAACUACGAAUUUCUUCUAUCUUUAGCUCCAGAAUGUUCCAUAAUCUCCACAUUGCUCCUAAAACAUACCUCAAUAUGAAAAUACUCUAAAAAUCCUAAAAUACAUAUAAUAGAUUCUAACACAAUCAUAUACCAUGGUUGAAAACUGAUAAAGUCCAUGGUAUAUCAGCUUGUGUCUUAUUUUAGUAUUGUUGUUAACGAAUGAUUUUGAUUAUCUAGUUUUAAGUAAUUUUUGUGUUAAGGAAUGAUUGUAUGUUUUUAAGGAACGCUUGUGUUUGUGUUUUUUUUUUUUUUUAAUAUUCUUAUUAGAACUUAUUUAUCUCGUUAAGGGUUGUUAAAAGCUAGUUAAGCUUUUUUUCUCUUCCAGUAUUCUCCAAGAAAAUAUAUUGCCAGAGCCGGCCUUGACACCACGCCAACCAAGCAGUCGCUUCCAGCCGCCAAUUUUAUCAAGUUAUUUCGGCCACAAAAUUAAUAAUUUUCUUCUAGCCUGGUGAAAAGUUACCACAUGUUACUCUUUCCAUGUCUUAAGUUCGACCCUCCAACAUGUACUCUACAAACUUAAUUUUUUGAGGAUAUGCAAACCAGCCAAAAAAAAUUUUUUUGCUUGCAGCCUUAGAAUAUUCAGGACCGGCUCUGUAUAUUGCUCAUAAGUUAUGUUGGACCAAAAAGACAAAAGAUAUUGAUGUGAUCUAGUUACUCAUACAUUUGUAAAAAAAUUUGUAUUUGGUACAGUUUUUUGUACCUCAUCAGGUUUGCUCACUCAUGUACUACUUAACAACAAACAUAUAAUAGAAACAUAUGAUUGUUUAAAAUUAUAACUGAAAAGAUCUGAAUAAAAAUAGCUUAGUCCAGAGGUAAGAGUCAUUUUAAAGUUUUAAAGCCUUUUUACAAAAACAAAAUCUGAAAAAAGAUAUCUCAAUACAUAUUUCAUCUAAUCUAAUGUUAAUGAUAAAGUCCACUUGAAUCGACCAAAGGGGAAGGAAGUAUAAAAAUCCAAUUCUUUGACGGAAACCCAUGAAGCCUUACUAAUUCUACUAAUUGAAAAAAAAAAUCUGAAAGGCAUUUCAAUAUUUAUUAACUAUGAUAUAUAUAUAUAUAUUAUUAUUUUUUUUUUUGGUAAAACAUUAACUAUGAUAUAUCAAUCAACAUUAACUUCUAUAAUUUAUGUCAAAAUUUAAUAUAUAUCGUUUCCUUUUAAUUUGUACACCCAAUUGAAAGCUGUAGCUAAGCUCUACGUAUGCACGAGACAACAGAGCUUUAUCUUCUACACUUUGUACGUUUGAGAGAGAUUAAUAACAGAAACAAAUCCCUUUGGGAUCUUCUUCCUCGUGAAGCUUUCUCUCCACUAACAACUCUGUCAUUUCUUCUCCAGUUAAGGCAACUACUUACCAUGGCCACCGAGCAAGAAUUCACACGCGCAUCACGCGUCUCACGUGCUUCAAGCAGACGAAGAUUACACGGACGAGGAAGAAGAAGAGACACGUGUGGGGGUCACGUGCGGAGUAAGAAGAAACGGCUCAUGGGGUUCCUAUAAUAAAUGGAUGAUGUUGGGUCGAAUACUUGACCCGAGAACCAAACUGGUUCAAGAAUGGAACAGAGUCUUUCUCCUCGUCUGCGCGACGGGCCUUUUCGUGGACCCACUUUUUUUAUACAACCUCUCUGUGAACGACGCGUGUAUGUGUUUGCUCGUCGACGGAUCUUUUGCACUUUUGGAACAUUUUGAUUCAGUAUUAUGAACAAAAGUAUAUUCAUAAAUUUAUGAGAUUUUUUUAUAUUCUUACUUUUUUAUUAGAUUAAAAAAAUCCACGUAUAUAUAGUUAUGUUUUUUCUUAAUAACUUUUGUGUUUUAUACGUUAGUUGUAAGUAUAGAUCUAUUUGUCAUAUGAGUUCAUUUUUUUUAUUUUAAUAAUUUUUAUAGACAAAAUUUUUGAUAUACAAACCAAUUAAAUUAUUUAUACAUGUUCUAACGGUAAUGUUAUAAAACAAUUUAAUAAAAUAUUGUUUUGUAAAAGAUGUAAAAAAAAUCUAACUAAAUACUAUAUAAAUAAAUAUUUUUACUAAAAACUUAUCUACCAAAAAUUCACAUUCAAUUUUAAAAUAUUAAAAUAUAUAAUUGCAAGUCGAAGACAAAAAUAUUAUUUGUAUUAAAAUUUAAAAAUUAUUUGUACCCAAAAAUUUACGGGCAACUACCUAGUACAUAAUAAACACAAUUUUUUAGUAAAGUAGCAUUGAGUAUAUUAUUCUUCUUAGUAAAGUAACAUUGAGUAUAUCUUUGUAAAGAGAAACUAGAUGACAUUUUUGUGAGACAAUACCAAAAAAAAAGAAAAAAAUCUUUUGUUUCCAUAUUUACUCGACAAAUAAAUUCGGAAAAUCUGGAAACUGACUGUGUUUGAUAAUAACUUGACGAGCAAGGCUACUCCUCUUAUAUUAUUAAUACGGAGGGCAGCACGAUUAGGGUUUCUUCUUACUUAGGAAGGUAUUCAUGUCUCUGCUUAUCAGCCGGCUGUCGAAGCUCCGUCUUGGGAAAUCUCGAAGAUCACCUCUUCUCUCAAAUGGAUUUUCAUCAUCCUUGAGGAAAGAGCAAACCCCUCCAUGUUACAUCGUCUUAGCUGAACUCUGUGAACCUUAUAAAGCCGGUCUCGGAAAACUCUACAUUUCCAGGGUUCAUAAUGAUAUGAUUGAUCGGGAGAGGAAGGUGGUGCAUGGGGAGUUGGUGUAUAAUGAUAUAUUUGGUACAGUGGUAACGAUCGGCGCAUCUAAUGGAUGGGUAGCUACUUUGAAUGGCAAAGACGGAAUCAUGCGUCUCCAAGAUGAUCUAAACCCGUACGCAUCGUAUACGGAUCCUAAGCGUAUCCCCCUGCCUCCUCUUGUGACUCUCCCACGUUGCCAAACCCAAAUCGUCACCAACGUGUCAAUGUCCUCAUCUUCUCCAGAGGAUGAAGACUGUGUUGUGGCUGUCAAGUUCUUGGGACCUCAGCUAAGUUUUUGUAGACCAGCUCAUACUAAACCCGAGUGGGUCAACAUCAGGAUCGAUAACCCAUGCUUCUACUCCUCACGUGUUAUGUUUUCCAAGAAAGACAACGUGUUUCGCAUUCUCGGAGCUGGAGGCCAUCUCAUGGGAUCAUGGGAUCUCCAGAAUCACAAACACAAGAUUCAGAGGUUGCGCUUUGAAAACAUUCCCGUGUUAACCAAGCCCACUAACGAGUUUAUGGAUUCGUGCUGCACGUACGAGCACUUGGUGGAGUCAGUAACCACCAGCGAAACUUUCAUGCUUAAGCAGUACAAGAAGACUAGCGAGAUAGUCGAAGGCGUUGCCAGCAUGAAAACAAGAAAUUUAAUGGUGUUCAAGCUAGACGAUGAAGGAAAUGCAGUUUACACUCAAGACAUUGGAGGUCUCGUCAUUUUCCUCUCAAUGUCUGAACCUUUUUGUGUCCCGGCUAGCUCAUUCCGGUUGCUCCCUAACAGCGUCGAAACCUUGGAUUCAUGCGAACAUGGAUUUGUCGAUCUGGAUGAUCGCUACGCUUAUACAAAUAUUGGUUGUCCCAACCCGGCCCCUUUCUUUAUUCCACCACAAAAUAUAGACUAGUAACUGUUUUGUAAUAGUCAGAGAGUCAUGCAUCCACCACUAAAACUUUUUUAUAUCUUACCAGUUAAUUGGUGUUAUAGUUCUUAGCUUAUUUUUGCUGUAUGUUUUUGUUUUUAUAUCUUACCACUUAUAUUCACGCCCUUUCUUUAUUCCACCACAAAAUAUAGACUAGUAAGUGUUUUUGUAAUAGUCAGAGAGUCAUGCAUCCACAACUAAAAACUUUUUAUAUCUUAUCAGUUGGUGUCAUAGCUAGAUCUUAACUUAUUUUUGCUGUAUGUUUUGUUUUUAUAUCUUACCACUUAUAUUCAUGCGGACAUCAUAUCCCUUUAAUACAUAAAAGUAAAGAAAAUAUA